AUGAGUAAAACAUCAUCGUCCAGUAAUUCUUUUGACCCUUGUAUAAUAUGCUCAAGUAAAUAUAAUCGAAUUCGACAAUCUUUAUGUCAAUGUAAACAUUGCUCUGCAUCAUUUUGUUUUGAUUGUAUGAAAGAUCAUAAUGAUGAACUAGAAAAAAUUCUUGCGCAAGUUUCAGACCGACAUAAUGAACUCAAAGAAUUAAUAAAUACAAAAAAAUUAUUAAUUCAAAAUGAAACUAUGAAAUCAAAACAACAGUUGACUAAAUGGCUCAAAACAUACAUUGAUAAUCUUACUGUUGAAAAAUCAAUAAUUGAUAUGAAUAUUGACAAAGCAGAAAAAGAUGCACAAAACUUUAUUCUUGAUAUUGAAUCAGAAUUACAGGCUUUCAGUCAUGAUACUCAAGUUUUCACAAAAAAUUCUGUUUUUCAAUCAGAACAUAUGAUGCAAGUUUUAGAAAAACUUAAUGAACUGAUUCAACGAUUAACUUCUUUAGUAAUGAUAAGAGAAUAUGACUUACCAUCAACAAUGCCACAAUAUAUAUUUAAAUUUAAUUAUUCUUCAAAAUCGACAACUAAAAAUUCUGAGCACACAUCAAAUACUUCUCAAAAUCAAAAUCAAAAAAGUUUCAAUACUAAUGAGCAAUCGAACACCGAGGAAAACUAUCAAUCUGACUCAUCUCUUUCAGAUGAAGGAACUUCUACAAAUGCAAACAAUGAUUUUUUCUUUCCCGAUGAAAAUUAUUUUUGUAAUCGAAAUAAAUUUGAAUCUACAUCAUACAUUGUUAAUUGUAUGGCAAGCGAUGGAAUAAAUAUAAUGUAUUCGACGAUUGAAGAUGCACAACAUGAACGUAUUGCAUAUUGUUAUUUAGAUGAAAAAAAUAGCCAUUAUCGGCAAGUUGAUCCGCAACGAAUUUGGAAUCAAUCACGUAUCAUUGAUAUGAUAUGGUGGAAAAGUAUCAAUAAAUUUAUCUGUGCUACAAAAAAUGGAAUUUAUACGAUUGAAUACUUUGACAAAUGUUUUCGAAUUUUAAAUGUUAUUAAUAAUCGUUGGACACGAGUGUGUGUAGCAGCUAACACUAAUCAUAUAUGGAUUUACGCAGAUGAGAAAAUCAAUAUUUAUAAUAUAAGUUUUCAACUAGUACGACUAAUCAAUUUUAAAAUUUCACGUUCAUUAACAUGUGCUAGUUUCUGUAUAACUGAUAAUUUUGUUGCAUUUGCUUUGAUUCGUCGUAUAGAAAAUGAUCGGGAUCUGUUACAAAUUGAAUUUUAUGAUAGUGAUAUGAAAAAAAUAAAACGUGUUCGUUUGGGAUUGAGUGAAACUUCGUGUUUAAUUCGAACUGAUGGAAAUAAUCGAUUUUAUGUUGCUAUGGGACAACAACGAUUUUAUAUUGUUUCACCAAAUGGAAACAAACAAAUAAUUAAUCUUGGAAAACAAGCCAGUUGCCUUGCUGUAGUCAAUAGUCGAAAUAUUGUUCUUACUAAAUUGCGUUCGGAAUUAGAGCUUGUGACAUGUUAA
Molecule: messenger RNA, 1515 nt
Organism: Rotaria sp. Silwood1
Lineage: Eukaryota; Metazoa; Rotifera; Eurotatoria; Philodinida; Philodinidae
Source: the annotation of a GenBank genome assembly